GCUCAGGACGGGUCCCGGGAGGCGGGGCUGGGGCUGGAACCCGGGCGUCCCUUGGAUCUUUGUGGGUUUAGCUACUCCUGGCGCGCAGGCCUGACCUGGGCACCGUGCCCCGAGCCCGUGACACAGUGGGGAGUGUCCCUUCGUCUGCCCACCUGCGAGGGGCUGAGGAGGCCUGGAGCUGGGCGCAGAGUUGCGGGGCCGGUCGUUUCCCUGUGAGGCUCUCCCCAGAAUCCCUGCUGCCUCCGGGCAGUGGAGGAGCGGGCACCGAGGUCGCAGGUGUGGCUGGGGCCGUUUUUCCGGGUGCUCUGCGUGAGAGCUGGGUUCCAGAGCCUGGUCCCUAGGAGGAGAGCGGCGGAGCGGAGCCCGUGGGCGGAGGCCGGGCGCGUGAGGGGUCUGGGAGUGGGAGCGGGAGAAGAGCAUCGCCCCCGCAGUCAUGCUGCGCGCCGCUGGGAAGUGGACCCGGGUUUGACGGCCCUGCUCUGGGCGCUGCGGGUUGGCUGGGCGUCGCUGCCGGAGUGGGAAUGCCUGGUGUCACCCAGCUUGCUCCCCGCUCCCUGAACCCCAGGAGGACCGCAGGGACCCGGCCGGAGGACAGAGAUUUGGACCUAGUGAAAGGACAUCGUCCCUUAGCACCAGCUAUGGACUCCACAGCAUCAGUUCUCCCUUCCCAGGACCCUGCUUUUCCUCCAGAGAGAUGCCCAGGAGAAAAGGGAACAGCCAGCUUAUUCCUGAAAGCCAGGCCCCAGGACCUGAUGACAUUUGAGGAUGUGGCUGUGGAACUCACCCGGUGGGAGUGGGGGCAGCUGGACCCUACUCAGAAGGAUGUGUACCGGGAAGUGAUGCUAGAGAAUUUCAAGAACCUGGCCUCCCUGGGGUUUCCAAUGUCCAAACCGUAUGUGAUCUGCCGGUUGGAGGAAGGGGAAGAGCCCUGUAUUUUGGAGAGAGAAAUCUCAACAGGUGCCCCCGCAGAAUGAGGGCAAGGGUCUGACGUCUGGAUCUAGUCUCAUCAUCAAUAUGUCUGUUUACAAUGUUCUGCAAACAUGGCUGUGUUUCAGAAUCUCUCGGGGAGCUUGAUAAACACUCAUAUCCCCAGGAGCCACACAAGACCUACUGGCUCAGAAUCUGGCCUCUGGGAGCCCUGGUUAGGCAUUGCCAGUCAUUUUACUCUUCAGAAGGGUCACUGUUAUUGUAUUAGCUUUCUGUUGUUGCUGAAACAAACUGUCACAAACUUAGAGGCUUUAAGCAACAUGUUUAUUAUUUCACAGUUCAUAGGUCAGAAUCAAGCAUGGGUCUCACAGUGUUACAACCAAGGUAUCAGCAGGGCUGAGUUCCUUUCUGGAGUGUCUAGGGAAGAAUCUGUUUCCUGUCCCUUUGGGUUGUUGGCAGUACCAAUUCCUUGUAGUUGUAAAACUGAGCUCCUCGUUGUCUUACUGGCUGUAAGCUGAGGGGCGUUCCUAGCUUCUAGAGACUGCUACAUUCCUUGGCCCCUGGGGCCCUUCCUCCACCUUCAAAGCCAGAAAUGGUGGAUCGAGUCCUUCUCACACCACAUCUCUCUGACUUAGCCAGGAAAUGUUCUCUGAUUUUGAGAACUCUUGUGAUUAGAUUGGGCCCACCUGAAUGAUUCAGGAUAAUCUCUCCAUCUCAAGGUCUGUGCCCUUAAUCACAUCUGCAAAGUCCCUUUUGCCAUGUAAAGUAACAUAUGUUCCUGGGAUUAGAGCAUGGAAAUCUUUGGGGGAUAAUUAUUCUGCCCACCACAAUUACAUACAGUAAUAUAGUACAUGGUAUAUGUAUAUUAUAUAAUACAUAAUAAUGUGUGGUGUGGACUGAGGGAAGAUUUUGUGGAGGGCAUCUUCCUAACCCUCCUCUCAUCUUUACAAUCUUUGGACUUAUCUUGUGUCCUGGAGUCCAAACACUCUUCUCUCAGGUUUUCCUAAUCUCCAGUCACCUGUGUAUCUUAUUCUUGACACCUCCAAAACUUUGUUCAUACAUACACCAUUCUUGGAAGAAACUGUACACCUCUUUUAGAUAUUAUUUUAUUUAUUAAAAUUUUUUUUUUUAAUUUUAUUUUCGGCUGCAUUGGGUCUUUGUUGCUGUGUGCGGGCUUUCUCUACUUGUGGUGAGCAGGGGCUACUCUUUGUUGCGGUGUACAGGCUUCUCAUUGCGGUAGCCUCUCUUGUUGUGGAGCAUGGGCUCUAGGCAUGUGAGCUUCAGUGUUGUAGCACGUGGGCUCAGUAGUUGUGGCUCGUGGGCUCUAGGACACAGGCUCAGUAGUUGUGGCACACAGGCUUAUUUGCUCCAUGGCAUGUGGGAUCUUCCCGGACCAGGGAUCUAACCCGUGUCCGCUGCAUUGGCAGGCGGAUUCUUAACCACUGUGCCACCAGGGAAGUCCCUAGAUAUUAUUUUAAAGGUUAAUUAUCUUAGAUCUAUUAUGACUUUACUUCCUCUUGGCACAUAGAACAGGUAAUAACAGACUGUCUUUUUUUUUUUCCCCAGACUGGGAGAGAAGGCAUCAAGCCAAGGAAUCAGUGCUAAGUCAGGGAAUUUCCAAAGAAGAAUUAUUCCAGAUAGCAUCAGUGGAAAAAGACAUUAGAGAUGAACUCUGGUCCUCCAAACUGAAAGCAACUUGUGGUUGUGAU
Molecule: messenger RNA, 2636 nt
Organism: Orcinus orca (killer whale)
Lineage: Eukaryota; Metazoa; Chordata; Mammalia; Artiodactyla; Delphinidae
Gene: ZNF514
Product: zinc finger protein 514
Exons: 5
Coding region: 522-974 (150 amino acids)
Biological process (GO): negative regulation of transcription by RNA polymerase II
Molecular function (GO): DNA-binding transcription repressor activity, RNA polymerase II-specific
Source: RefSeq, a predicted model, not a curated record